GAGGGCAGGAGAUCAGUAGCGUACGGGCGCGCGAGUGGUGCACGACGUGGGUGCGUGGGGUGUGUGCGCAUAGAGGGUGAGCCGCGAGUGAGCGAGGGCAAGCAAGAGCAAAACUCUGCCCCUCCUCCUCCUCUACCCCCGGCGCUGCGGGAAAAACUCGCUUCAGCAUGCAACCACCACCGAGAAAAGGAAACUAUGCGAAAUUUCUGAAGAAUGUGCACACAGAGCAGGCGGCAAAAUUACAGGCAAAGAAUCAGCACGAAUGUGAUCUUCUGGAAGACAUACGUAAUUUUACGAUAAAAAAAUCUGCCAUUGAAAAAUCCUAUUCUGAGGCGCUACUCAAAAUAUCAUCUGCAUAUUUAAAUAAGAAGAUACCGAACAUACCAGAUCUCAAAGUCGAUGGAGCAGAAGAGAAAUGGAACAUGUGGAAUGUAUGGCGAACCGUGCUGGAGGAGAACGAGAAGUUGGCGCGCGCACGCCUCGCCGCUGUCGAGGUCUUCCAGCAGCAGAUCGCCGACGACGCCAAGAGCCUCAGGAUGCAUAAAUUACAAAUCUCUAAAAAGGCAAUCGACCAAUUACUGAUAGUACAAAAAGAGCUCCAAACUUGCGUACAGGAUGUCGACAAGACGAAGAAAUUGUACUUUGACGAGGAACACAGCGCACAUGAUGUGCGCGAUAAAGCAAAAGACAUCGAAGAAAAACUGAAGAAGAAGAAGGGUUCUUUCUUCCAGUCGAUAACGUCUUUACAGAAAAAUAGUGCUAAGGUGAGCUCAAAGCGAGAUGCUCUGGAGGAGAAAUCAACUGGUGCUCGCAAUGAUUAUCUGUUGAGUCUCGCCGCCGCCAAUGCCCAUCAGAAUCGAUAUUUUGUAGUCGAUUUACAAUCCACCAUGCAGUAUUUGGAGCAAGGCGUUUAUGACAAAGUAGCAGAAUAUUUAACCCUGAUGGGACGCACGGAACUGCUCACUUGUCUAGCCACCCAAAAUAGCUUCGGCAAGAUUCGCGAUCAAGCUCAGCAGCUUACUAGAGAGUACAAUAUCCAAUGUUGCUGUUUAUACUAUCCCGUUUUGAAGCAACAUAUUCAAUACGAGUUUGAGCCUUGCGAUAGUGAUCCGGUAGAUAGGGUAACUGCUGAUCAUUCGGCGGCGACGACAUUGGGCAAAGAAGCACGUCGCUGGUCGACAAAAAUUGCCCGCGAGGUUGCCAGUAUCCGUGAAAAUAACCGAAAAUUACAAAUAUUAUAUCAACUUAAAGAGGCUGGUCACAAGACUGAUCCGAACGAUCCUAAUGGUCCAGAUAUAGAAACUAAAAUCGAUGAGUUAAAGCAUGCUGUUCGACGAGCAGAGACCGCAAAACUCAAAGCGGAAGCGAGGAUAGAAUGUCUUCGACACGGUGGAGUAAACGUAGACGAAUUCUUGCAAGAGGCUGAAACACUCAGCGUUCAGGAUAUGCCACGUUCGGCUAGUUCUCUCUCCGUUAGAACAGAUGCAUCUGGUGCAGCGGAACAUCCGUCAUCGGACUCAUUCUAUGACAGCGACGGCGACGGUGGAAGCGACCUAACGACUUUGGAACGGCCCGGAAAGAAUGCGCCUCAACAGGAAGAGGAAAUCGAAGAGAGGCAGAGGCAUGACAGUGCCGAGGUUGAUGCAUUGCUAGAGCAGGAAAAACAACGGAUGGAGCAACUAACGGCAGGUUGGGAUGAUCCUACGGCGGUCGAUUGGGACAACGAAUUGAAAGAUGAGCAGGAUAUGACGCACGAAACACCAGAGAUGCCUUCUAACCAACCCAUAUACAAGUGCACUGCUCUAUAUUCUUACACAGCGCAAAAUCCCGACGAACUUUCCAUCGUGGAAAGCGAGCAGUUAGAUGUGGUAGGUGAAGGCGACGGUGAUGGAUGGUUAAGAGCGAGAAAUUAUCGAGGAGAGGAAGGUUUCGUUCCUCAGAAUUAUCUCGAUGUAGAAAGAGAACCUGAGACCACUACCGGUCUAACUUCGCAGGGACCAGGUCUGGUCCAGCAGAUUUCUUUCUCAUCCGUUGAUUACACCAUUGAUGAUCACGAUGCCGUUGAUCCCGAUGCCAAUUUGCAAAGUGCCGCUCCAGAAGCCGUAAUACAAAACCAUCUUGGAGUUAUAGAAACGGAGCAAUUCUGUAUUGCGCUUUACGACUAUGAUGCCACGUGCGACGAAGAAUUAAGCUUUUUGGAGGGCGAUAUCCUUAAAGUCUUGAAAAAAGAACCACACGAUGUAGACGACGGCUGGUGGGAAGGUGAGCUGAGAGGUCAGCAAGGCCUCUUCCCCUCUCUUGUCGUAGAACCUUGUGGUCCGGACGGAUGUCCUUUGACCCCACAGGAGAACUUAACACCACCGAGUUCCGCACCGCCAGUCUUUACUCCACCGGAAGUACCAGAAUUUUUUCUAGAGGAGCUUGCUCAAAUGGAAGAAUCGCAAGAAGAAAAAUCAAUGGUAAAUGGUGAUAGUAGAUUCAUGAUGAAUUUGUCUCGAGACCAAAAAGAACAAUAUGGUUCACAGUUUGACGGUGAUGAAGAAACGCCAGGUAUAUUAGUCGUGGAGAUAUCAGAUGAAUCGGGUGAUAAGAUGGAAAAGGAUCCCAAAUUCGGUGAAGACCUUAAAUCUACUGACCAAAAGGAUGAUUUUGGUCUUGGGGUGGCUCAAAUCGUGAUCACAGCCGCAACUCCGAUGGAAGAGAUCGAACAUCCCUUCCCUGGGACGGAGGGGACUCCGGAAGAAUCGGCAAAGAUUGCAGAAGCCUCUGAAGCUGAUGUAGAAGCUUCAAGCGCGGCUUCGGAUCCAAACGAGAGCGAAUAUAAAGAGGAAGAAGAGCCAACCGUAAUCUUAGAUGAAAAAGAGGAAGAAGCUGAAGAAAAGUCUACAAUUGAUGAACUUCCAGCAGACUCAGCACCAUUUCCAAUCAGCAGCAGUUCUGGAAGCGAAGCAGACUCUACUUCCGGCCCCAGCACCAACGAAAAUUCUCAGUCGAGGGGAACAGUGGUUGAAGUGACAGAAGAGAUCACAGAAGUCAUGGAAGAGGAGGAAAUCAUGCCGGGAAAGAUGCUGGUGGGAGGGAGAGCCAGUAUCCCGGACGAGCUGCAGCCGGAUCAAUUGGAAAAAUUGCAGACGCUCAAGGAAUCGAACGCCUAGGGCUGACUGGGCCCCGGAGCCCAUAAGGGCAAAAUUACUUUGCCUGACGGCCAUACCGACAAUUUUCGACAUCUACUAGACUUCUGGCGAUCAUCACCUGAAGUGCUAGGAAAAAAAGACUAACUGUAAUAAACUCACAUUAAGACUCUAUCUGAAAUUCAUAAGGUUCUUAUGGUGACAGAGUACUGGUGAGAAUAAAGAUGUUUGGAAUUUUUGUGACUAAACUAUCUUAAAGUAAUGGAUGUUAAUGGAUCAAGUGGUGCUAAAGACUGUCUAAAUUACGGCUAUAAACGUAAGAAAUAUUUUCGCGUGCCCGAAAGCACGAGAAAAUGUCCAGAAUAAGAUCUACCUUCGAACUGUAACUUUGAAAAUAAUGCACGUUGUAUAUCUUUAUUAAUUAAUCAGAAUUAUAAGGGAAAGAUUUAUUUGUGAAACUACCUAUUACCAUAAUGAUUUAUUAACAUCCUGGAGAGGAGAGAAAACGAUUUAGUCAACUAUUCAGUUGAAUAAAAAAUAAUUUAAAGUUGAAAGAAAUAUUUAAAAUCAGGUCCGUCACAAAGAAUAGAAAAAUUAAUAUACAAGAUCACCAAGGCUUUAUGUCAGACUUUACAUAUGGUCACCAAAGAUUUCUUUGCAUUGAUCGAUUAAUAAAAGAUUAGAAGAACUAAUUUGUCCUAAGGCAAAUUAAUUGAGCUUUAAUGAGUUGAUUAAACUCUUGAGUUAAUAAAGCUAACAAAAGGGAUGGAAAAGAUUUUUUUUCGUAGGAAAUGAUGUACAGUAAAGUGGGAUAAUAGAAAGAAUUGUCGAUACCUGUGUACUAUAAAGGGCGUACAUUUCAAAGGAAUUACACUGGUGUUGCAUGUAAAAA
Messenger RNA from Monomorium pharaonis (pharaoh ant), 4023 nucleotides. RefSeq names its product protein nervous wreck. The record is from RefSeq and is a predicted model, not a curated record. Gene Ontology annotation, biological process: neuromuscular synaptic transmission; regulation of actin filament polymerization. NCBI's taxonomy places the organism in Eukaryota, Metazoa, Arthropoda, Insecta, Hymenoptera, Formicidae. Gene Ontology annotation, cellular component: neuromuscular junction; recycling endosome. Gene Ontology annotation, molecular function: protein binding. The transcript is spliced from 22 exons. Bases 168 to 3155 code for a protein of 995 amino acids.